AUGAACUUUUUAGACUUGCCCCAGGAGCUUAUACUUAGGGUAUUCCAGAACUUGUCUCUCUCAGACAGUCGCCUGCUUAUUCAAAAUCUCAACAAGUCCAAGGAUCCUACAGCACACAAGGUCAUCAAACUUCUAUGGAUCACUUGCUGUUCAGACAAGGUCAUCAUCUCAUUCCCAAACACAGAAACACCGCAGAAUGAACCGUUUGAAUUUGUCUCGUCGGUAGACGUCUAUGAGACUAUCAAGGAGCACGUUAAGUAUGGGAUUGUUCCUAGCCAUCUCCAUCUCUUCUUCUCCAGAAACCCUCGUGACUACACGAGAUUCCAGAAUCACCUCCAAGAAGUAUGGGAACUUUUAGAUUCAGAUGUUGUCACUAAAUACCUUCUAUCGGUGGAAACGCUUGACUUUGAACUUAGAGGGAAUCUUAUUACCACAGAAUCUCCUACACUGUUGGUGUCGCUGAUACUUAAUACUUUCGUUAAGCUCACCAACCUAAGGGAUGCCAAUUGGAAAACGAUCAAGAUCUCCCUGACUGACUUGGGUGACUAUUUUCCACAAAAGUGGGGUAGAGUGUUUGAGGAGUUCAAACUGGCACAAGAACUUGUACUUGAAGACGAUCUCAUUCGCCUGCUGCAUCCACUAGAGAAUCUUUCUCUUUUAGAAGGCUACUUUAAAUGGCCACCACAACUACGGGUCCUUUCAUUAAGAAGAAACUUAAUUUCUAGUUUCUCUGCUACUGCUAUCAAGCUUCUCCCAAAGACGCUAGAAGUACUCGAUCUCGAGAACAAUGUGCUAGAAGAAUUCGGCACGCAGGGGGAAGUCAAAUUAGUGGAUGAAUUACCAAACAUUCGCCUUUUAAACGUCUCAAAUAACCGUGGUUUGGUUAAAUUCCAACCUUCGCUUCUUGAAAAUGUGCAUGAGCUGGGAGUGCCACUUACCGUGAAGGUGGAAAAUUGCAACCUCUACACUCCAAUUCUCGCUCUGCUUAUUCAAAUUGCCAAACGUGAGGGCGUAUGUUCAAUUGCAUUUCUGGCGCGUUUGUUGAGUCCUACUGCCCAGUUUAAGUCCAUUCCAUGGCAGAACCAUACGAGAUCGUAUUCUACUCAGGAAGAGCAGGACACGUCUGGAAACUCUGAGAAAUCUUCCUCAGGUAAAUCACGCAAGUCAUUAUUCAAAGAUCUUAGGCGUUUGUUCCGUCUAGCCAAACCUGAGUACGGUCUACUAGCGGGGGCACUUCUAUGUCUAGUGGGAACGUCCACAGUUUCCAUGUCUUUGCCAUUUUUCAUCGGUAAGAUUAUAGAUACCACCAAGGAUGAUGAAAAUGAGAAGGAGGCUGAAGUCGAUAAGUCUAGCGAGCAAAAAACGAUCUUGGGGUUCUCCGAGGUUGAGUUCUAUUCCGGUCUUAGUGUGAUAUUGGUCUGUGGAGGUUUAUUCAACUUUGGAAGAAUCUAUUUGCUUAGAUCUGUGGGAGAGAAGUUGGUUGCACGUCUAAGGUCUCGACUAUUUGCCAAGACACUUUCCCAGGACUCUUACUUUUUUGAUGUGGGUCCCACAGGCAAAGGCAUGAACACAGGUGAUCUUAUUUCUCGUUUAUCGAGUGACACACAAAUAAUUAGUAAGUCAUUGAGUGGGAAUGUCAGUGAUGGAGCGCGUUCUUUAAUCAGUGGAAUUGUGGGACUCUCGAUGAUGUGUUGGGUCUCAUGGAAGUUAUCCCUUUGCAUGAGUUUGAUGUUUCCUCCGCUUAUACUACUGUCUACCUACUUUGGACGCCGAGUGAAGGACCUCUCUCGGUCAAUUCAGGGAUACUUAGGUGGAAUGACCAAAGUGGCAGAGGAGAAGUUCAAUGGCCUCAAGACCAUCCAGAGCUUUGCUCAACAGAAGAAUGUCACUCACGACUUCAAUUCUGAGGUGAAGCAUAUAUUCAACAAGUCCAUGACUGAAGGAAAGUUGAGCGGUGUAUACUACUCGAUGAACGGCUUUGUCGGCAACAUAACGCUAAUAGGGCUUUUAAUUGUUGGAACAAGACUUAUUGCUUCAGGGGAUAUUACCAUUGGAGACCUUUCCAGUUUCAUGAUGUACGCAGUGUAUACUGGAUCUUCAGUUUUUGGCCUUGGUAAUUUUUACACCGAGUUGAUGAAGGGUAUUGGAGCGGCAGAGCGUAUCUUUGAAAUGGUCGACCUGAAGCCCCGCAUCCCAAUAAGCAAAGGCAGAAAGGUUGAAAGCUUACACGGGGAUGUGGAAUUGCGCAAUAUAAGGUUCAGCUACCCUUCGAGACCUAACGCGUCUGUCUUCAGGGACUUGUCUAUCAAGAUCAGGAAAGGUGAACAUGUAUGUUUCGUUGGACCAAGUGGAUCAGGGAAAUCUACCAUUUCGCAGCUUCUUCUCAGGUUUUACGACCCAGAUUCGGGAAAUUGUCUUGUUAACGGCCAUGAUAUUCGUGAUUUGAAUCUCAACUUUUACCGCAGUAAUAUCGGCUACGUGCAACAGGACCCAUUGUUGUUCAGCGGGACAAUAAGAGAUAACAUACUGUUUGGCAAGCGGAAUGCUUCGCCCGAGGACAUAGAGUACGCAACCAGGCUCAGCAAUGCGCAUAGCUUCAUCCAAGGGUUCCCCCAGGGCCUUGAUACCGUGAUUGGUCCGACUUCUAGUGGCAGUGCACAGCUUAGUGGUGGCCAACGACAAAGGCUCUCCCUUGCUCGUACCUUAAUCAAGAGACCUAAUAUUCUUAUUCUUGAUGAGGCGACUUCAGCGCUAGACUCACGGUCGGAAGAGAUUGUGAUGAAGAACUUGGACCGUCUUGCAGAAGAGCAGAAGAUAACGGUGAUACUGAUUGCGCAUCGUCUUUCUACAAUCAAGAACAGCGAAAGAAUUAUAGUGCUUAAUACGCGGGGAGAUAUUGUUGAGGAUGGCAAUUUCGAUGAAUUAUACGACAAUGAAGAGAGUCGUUUGAACAAGUUACUCAAAAGCGACUUGUUCGCCGAAGAAGCCUAG
Messenger RNA from Candidozyma haemuli, 2991 nucleotides. RefSeq names its product ATP-binding cassette permease (gene MDL1). NCBI's taxonomy places the organism in Eukaryota, Fungi, Ascomycota, Pichiomycetes, Serinales, Metschnikowiaceae. The coding region runs from base 1 to 2991 and encodes 996 amino acids. The transcript has 2 exons. The record is from RefSeq and is a predicted model, not a curated record. Gene Ontology annotation, molecular function: ATP hydrolysis activity; ATP binding; ABC-type oligopeptide transporter activity. Gene Ontology annotation, biological process: transmembrane transport. Gene Ontology annotation, cellular component: membrane.